Messenger RNA from Bombyx mandarina (wild silkworm), 1216 nucleotides. RefSeq lists its product as uncharacterized. The record is from RefSeq and is a predicted model, not a curated record. NCBI's taxonomy places the organism in Eukaryota, Metazoa, Arthropoda, Insecta, Lepidoptera, Bombycidae.
UUUUAUUCAAUAUUUAUUGCUUAGUUCGAAAUCAAAGAAAAACUUGAAUUUUGAGAUAGGUGCCUUACUUGAUUUUUUUAUUUUUUUUUGUACUCAUUUCUUAAAUCAAAAUUUUUGUAGAUACGUAGAAUAUGGGCCAAGUAGCGGGGCUAGCACGCCGGCCACCGAGCGGCCUGCAAGUCUGGGUCACGUAUCGAAGAAAGCUCGACGUGAAUUAAUCCCUUCGUCCUCUUCGUCCUCUCGACCUCUUCGCGACGAAGAGAUUUUGGCAUUGCUCAAUUACGGCAGCGAAGAAGAGUCGGAGGAAGAGGAGGACGAGGAGACUAUGCAGCGGCCGCCGGUGCCGCACUCGACCAGGAUGUGGUUAGACGAAGAGGAUGAGGAAGUUGAAAGAGGUGAAGAAGAGAGGAUCCCUUCUCUCCCGAGCGAUGACAUUAUGGAGCAACCUCUUCGUCUAUCCACAUCCACCUCACCGACGGCUCUUUCGCCCUCUGUGGCGCUAGGGCCAACUAAUAAAUUUAUUUUUGAAUGGAGAACGGCGCCAACGCCUCCAAUCGAACCUGACUUAAGGCGAGAACCGUUCUCCCAAAUUAGUGGUCCAAAGGUUUCUUUUGCGACUCCGUAUGAUGCAUUCAUUGCCAUAUGGGAUCGUAUAUAUAAGUCAAGAAAUUCGAAAAAAAGAACGAACACAAAUCAUAAUGUUUAACAUCUAUACUUAAUUAGCGCCCGUGAGCGCACUUGUUAUUUUUUCACUAUUUUUAAGAUUAUUUUUUUUGUUUUUUCUUCCAUACAUGUGGCUUUUUUCCUUGGAAUGAAUGCCCGGUUUCAUGUAAAUCUUGAAUAAUUAAUUAUUAUACUACUUGCAAACAUAUAUUUUGCAAAAUCUUAGUUUUUACGAGACACUGUUUUUUGCACUAAUUUUGAGUGUCAUAUUUGAGACGUUCAUACUCAAGAUCUGUAAAAUAAAACAAAGUGUCGUUGCUUAAAAUAGCUUGGCGAUACGCUUAAGUUAUUGUAAACAAAAAAUUAUUUGUCCCUGACGCCAAGAAUGUAAUAAAAACAAAUGAGUUAAGAGAGCCACUCGAGUGACAUUUGACGAGGGUCGUUUUUGUAUAAACACGUGUAGUUUAAAAAAAAUGUACUGAACAUGUGUCCAUUUGCCUUUUAUUGUAUCAUAUACAUUAGUUGCUUUAAUAAAUAUAGAAUAUUACAUCCA